Molecule: messenger RNA, 723 nt
Organism: Paecilomyces variotii
Lineage: Eukaryota; Fungi; Ascomycota; Eurotiomycetes; Eurotiales; Thermoascaceae
Exons: 2
Coding region: 1-723 (240 amino acids)
Source: RefSeq, a predicted model, not a curated record
AUGGAUUUGUUGACAGAUACCGAACGGCGAUUAACCGUAGAACGACUCCUAAAGUACCAAGGCACCGCCAAGAUCGACCUGAACCAAAUCUCCCUCCAGCCACUCGUGAGCCGUGAGAUUGACCAGAAGAACGUGGAACGAUUACGUGAUAUCUUUGCCAAGGAUGGGUGCCAACGUCUUGACAUUCGAAACCACGUGACUGCUGUUGUCUCCAAGAAGCACCUCGACAGAGCAUGCCGUGCUGCAGGCCUGACCCCCGAAGAACUUAAAACUUGUCCACCGCAAUACCCCCGCCUUCUUUUUCGUGGGCAUCAAAUACAAUGCCUCCAUGGGCAACAUAGAUUGAAAGCUGCUGAGGAAACCUUACCUCCCUCAGACCGGUGCCGUGACCUAAGGACGGCACUCAUCGAUGAAUAUGCAAAUGAAAAGGCUCCCACUGAUGGAGAAGUGUACCGGAAAAUCCGCCAGUAUCAGCAGGAGGCGAACGCGCUCUUUCAGAAUCGUUGGUGGACCCGACUAUCGCCGAACAAAGCCAAGCGGCUGAGGCAGCUCACUUCCCCAGAUAAAACACAUCUCUGUGCAGCAUUUGACGCGUUACUUGUGAUCCCCGGGCUCUGGAAUGGGAUGAGCCUUGGGUUAUUAAACACAGUCCUGGCUUUAAAGUGUGAUGAAGUUGGUCGCACUCGUCGCUAUCUGCAGGCUUUUCCUGACUUAUUGUCUUAG